GCGGUGAAGGACACAAAUAUAGGCGGAUUGGUCGCAAAAGAAAAUCGAAGAAAAGUGUGACCAGCGCCGCGCGAUAAGACGUGCUCGAUUGGUACAUGUAUCGAUUUAUGGCAUUUCUACUUAUUGACUAGCGCGCAAUCGCAAGUGGAUGAUAUAAACGACCGAAGAAGAAAAUCGAACAAACCGAACCAAAUCGCGUAGGUGGUGCGUUUAGUGAUAAGCGUGAUCGACAGCGGACAGUGCAAACUUAAUUAGAAAGGAAGUGUGAAUCUAGCGACGACAACAUGCAACAUUUUUCGCUGCUGACAGCCGGCUGGAGCUACAUUCCAGCCGGACUGACGUUUGGCUACCUGCUGAUGUUACCGAUUCCUGUGCACGAGACCUUCGUUCGAAUCUACGCGGAGACCAUGUACUGGCCGUUCCUGGUGGCCAUCAUCACGCUGCUCAUUUCGGUGGCCUUGACCAACGGGCUGAAGCUGAACUAUCGCAAGUGUCAGUUCGUGCACCUGUACGUGAUGCUGGCGGCCAUGGUGUUCUACCUCGGCGCCGGAUUGGUAUUCCUACUGGUGAAAGACGUCAUCCCAGCCAUCUAUCUGGCAGCGUGUGGUCUUGGCCUAACGCUAAUUCCCGGCCUUAGUUACAGUCACAUUCGUGCUCCCGGCCGGUGGCGUUCGACUUACAUGGGAUGCUGCUACUUUUGGUUCCUGGCGGGGAUUGCGGCCACUGCGACCCUAUUUCUCAACGAUUAUUUCAUCUGGUUUCCAGGUGAAACUACAGUUGACGAAACGGUUCAUACCAACUUUUCGAUUUGCAUGCUGGUCGGAGCGAGUUUCGUGAUCCUGUUGGUUGGCGUCAAUGAAAUGCUGCAACGGGAAGGGAUUGUGGAUUACAAGAAACCGUUGGAUUUCGACACGGAUAUUGCCCACGAAAGUGGAAAGCUGAUUGGAGGAAGGGGAGAGAGGAGGAAUUUGUUUAACAACUUCGCAACGACAGGACCAACAACGUUGGGCAAUGGAGCUGUGCCGAAGCAAUGGAAUUCUUCGACCGAGCAGAUCAUUAUGGGUGGAGUCGGUGGUAGCAAGAAUUACCACAAAUUGUGGAUUUUCUAUAUGAUCUUUACGAAGCUGCAAGGGUUCAUAGCGUUCUAUUGGAUCUUCGUGCAGCUCUCGGUAGGUUACAUGGUGCUUUUGUUCGGCGUAAAUUACGGAUAUUCAGUGUUUUGGUUUAUGACUGCUGGAUCGUUGUUUGGAAUAUUGGCAAUGCUGGUAUUGAGCCCUAAGAUUGUGUUUGUGAUCUCAUCCGUGCUGCAUACGAUCGGAUUGAUCUUGGCUGUAUCCUUUUACUCCACCGGUGCAGGGAAUAUCAAUAUGGGUGUAUCGUUAAUCAUAUUCUACACAUUCAUCGGAUCAUCUUUGGUCAUACCUGCGAUCAACAUACUGGAGUUAUCGUCGUUGAACUUUAAUGAGUCAUUCCUAGCGAUCGGUUCCAUUUUUGAACUGCUAGCGAUCGCUUUGAUGCAAUAUUUCACCGUUACGGAUCCCGCAUUGAUUGGAAAUGAGGAUAACCAUGAGGAUGUAAUUGCGGCUCACUUCAUCGGGAUGAUCGUACUUGGUGUGAUUCUACAGGUGAUCGUUCUUUGGCACAUGCCAAAUACCUACAAGAAAUCACUGGCCGAGAUCAACUCGGACCUCAGUAGAAUGACGUCGUACUUCGCCUUCAGCAGGAUGAUGGUUCCGGUCACCCAUCACGCGGGCACUACUCGGACGUUUGUCGAAAGUGUGACCUCCGAUCAACCGGAGAUCGAGGAGAAGCAAUUGAGUACCCGGAACGGCCACUUGGCUACUCGGUACAACGAUCAAAGUGACGAAAGCACCGAUAGAAGAAGUCCCUACAACGAUUUUUCCGAAACCAGAUACAACCGGCGAACUAUGGUUGAACGGGAUCUGUCUCCCGUCCCGGACCAAGAGGAUCCUUAUCUUCAGGAGCAACUUCAGCGUCAGCAUGAGCGCAACUACAUUCUUUCACGCCAGCAGCACUACCAACACCAAGCUCGUGGGUCACCGGACUCCCAGCAAUACAACUACCAACCGGAGAGGCAGUCCGACUUGCGCCAAUCUCGGUACAUUCCGGAGCUAGAAGAUUCUCCUCAAGAUCGACCACGAAGCAAUGAUAGUCAACAGACUCGCUACAAUCCUCCUCUGCUCUCCCGUCACCAGUAUUACGAAGAGUACAACCAAGGAAGCCGGCAGAUUCACCAGCAGCUGCAGCAGCAGCUGCAGCAGAAGCAACCCCCUGUCCCUCUACCGAAACCAGUACCCUCUCGACAACCUUCCAGCUCUCCAUCCGAUCUACAAUCCCAACUAUCCAGCGUGCUUCGGCGUUCGGCGAACCCAUCGGCCACUGUCAAAUCCGAACCCGGUUACGUUUCCCGACCUCGACUUCAAGCGCUGCAAAGUGACGCACCGGCACCGCCUCCACUACCGCCGGCCGAUUACCUUACCAAGUCUCUACCCCGUAUCAAACCGGACCGGCAGCAGUCCCGGGACAGUAUCCAUCCGGUACUGAUUCCGAAACCGUCCAAACUGGAAGACGACAUCGUUCCGGGAGUGGAAUACUCGCACAAUCUACGGCCGUCCGAGUUCCUGCGGCAGACGCGGCAGUCAGCGCUGUACCGUGUGUCGGCGCAGCCUUCGACUUAGUAGCAGUAUUCGGAGACUAGGGUAAGGUAGUUUUAAUGGAAAAUAAAGCGGUUGAAGUACUUAGGUAACAAUU
Ochlerotatus camptorhynchus is the source of this 2772-nucleotide messenger RNA. RefSeq lists its product as uncharacterized. The transcript has 3 exons. The coding region runs from base 285 to 2699 and encodes 804 amino acids. The record is from RefSeq and is a predicted model, not a curated record. NCBI's taxonomy places the organism in Eukaryota, Metazoa, Arthropoda, Insecta, Diptera, Culicidae.